UCCAUUUUGCCAAACAAUGGCAAUCUUCUUUCUUGUCCACCAAAACCCUCACCUUAAUGCUGCUUUCCCUACGUGCAAUUCGUUUCUUAAAGGCUUUAGUAGAAAGAGUCCUUUUAUGUUAUUAUAUGAAUUAAGAAUGCAUCUGGAGGGAGGGAUUUCUUCCAGAGAAAUGCUAUAUCUCCUUGUGGCUAGUGAUUAUUAAUUUGUUUUGCUUGCCUGUUUCUUCUUUUCUUGAUCAAUAUCAGAUUGCAUCGAAACCAAGUAUGCAAGCAUUUCCACUCUGGUUAGUGAUAAUGCUGGACUCCAGAAGAAACAAAGUUCUCAUGGUAUUUGGAACUUUGAUGGCUGCUUCUCUUCUGCCACCAGUCAGUACUUCAUCUCUAGACAAGCACAAAUUUGUCCCAAAGCAUAGGACUAACCAGUCACAGCCAUUGAAGGGGAACCCUCAACUAGAAUUCCACAUUAAACUCCAUGCAUUGCUGCUCUGGGCUUCAAUCGGUGUCUUGAUGCCUGUUGGAAUAAUUAUCGUCAGAAUGUCAAGAAGAGUUCAAGGCAUUAAAAUGCUCAAGGCUUUGUUUUAUGCUCAUGUCAUUGUUCAGUUCACAGCAAUCCUGCUGGCCACUGCUGCAGCAGUUCUAGCUUUGAUGAACUUCGAGAACUCCUUAAACAACACUCACCAGAGGAUAGGAUUUGUGUUGUAUAUCCUCAUUUGGCUUCAUCCUUUAGUUGCCUUGGUCAGGCCUCAAAGAGGCAUAAAGAUAAGGAGCAUUUGGUAUCUUUUGCACUGGCUGCUUGGAACUGGAGUAUGUGUGUUGGGCAUUACAAACAUCUAUAUUGGCUUAAAUGCAUACCAUGAGAAGAUGUCAAGAAGUGUGAGCCUGUGGAAAGUCCUGUUCACUGCACAAGUCUGCAUCAUUGCCAUUAUCUAUUUGUCCCAAGAUAGAUGGGAUUAUAUGUUGAAGCAAGGAGAGAUCCUGGAUGAGCAGGUCAUGCCGAGUAGCCACUCGACAUCUCCAAGUAGCAACCAGAAGGAGUUGGUAGUAGUGGUGCCCUCAAGAGUCAAAUGAUUCAGUAAGGUAGUUUUUCGUUCCUCUGUUUUUUUUCUUCUGGUUGUUCAUUUUCCAGAAGCGAACAUUGGGAUGGAAGAGAUGUUUCUGAAUGCGCGAGGCCGAUUUCCUUGAUUGGUUUGCUUCAUGGUGGUAUCAUGACAUGAAAUUAUAUAUUUCAUAUGUGUAUAAUUGGAUAUGAUUGAGAGAGCCACAUACAUGAUGAUGCCUUUGGUCUCUAAUAAUUCAGCUAAAAAUGAGAGAUAGAUGGAGCUGUUUUUAAUCUCAAUCCAAUUCACUGUGAAUUAUGUGAAGAAAGCAUCUUAUGGACA
Molecule: messenger RNA, 1378 nt
Organism: Zingiber officinale
Lineage: Eukaryota; Viridiplantae; Streptophyta; Magnoliopsida; Zingiberales; Zingiberaceae
Product: cytochrome b561 domain-containing protein At2g30890-like
Exons: 4
Coding region: 264-1067 (267 amino acids)
Molecular function (GO): transmembrane monodehydroascorbate reductase activity
Source: RefSeq, a predicted model, not a curated record